AUGCAGUUUGAAUAUCAACUUGUCGCAUUGCCUGCUCCGAAUCGAAAGCACUUUGUCUUGAAGCAUGUGAUCUUCCCUUGUCUUGUCAAGACCGACUUCGUCAAGUCCCUUUGUUAUGGUGAAUGUCAUGGAGUGAUGUGGCAUGGCAAUGCGAAAAACACCAAAAAGGCACUCCACUACAUGAUGGAAAAAAUGGGAGGUUUUCAAGUCCAAAUGUAUUCCCUUCAACCAGCAGGUGGAAACAGCGCAGAGGGCAAGGUGAACUUCUACACUGGGCUUAAUGAUGAUGAUAUCGAUGCAGGCUUCGACUACAUCGAAAAACAUGGUCCCCGCACCCACCACAGCAACACACAGUUGCGUUGGAUCUCAAAGCAGUUUAUUUCAGAGGACAGCCCAGUUAGCAAAUGGCCGGAACGUCUGAUCAAAGAGGCCUUGCGCAACCUCAUGAAUGAUGGUGUUUUGGCCUUACCUGUUCAUGACUUUCCUCUUACCUUGGUUGAUGUUGAGCCUGGAGUCCUGAUGAUCUUGGAGAAGCUCUUCCCUUCUUUCACUGACAAAGCUCUUGGUAUGCAUGGAUUCCGUGAAGCCAGUGAAUUUGAUUUCUUUAGAGGUGAGGCUGGUCGUCCAGAGCGUCCAGACAUUUUUGAUGAUGGGUCAUUGCCAGAACAACCCAUGAGAAAGUUGAAGGGCUUUUGCGAUGUAGGAAACACAGUCCUCACCAAAGAGCGGUGGGGUGCUGCAAAGUUCCCCCAGGGCCAACCCCGCCUUUACAUCUCCAAUGAUGUUGAUCUUAGCGCCGAACCAUCCGGUAGAUCCAUGGUGAUCACCCACAUUCAAUUCAUGCAGAUGCUUGAGCCAGCUUGGAUGAAAGGGUCUUGUUUGAGUGACAUCAAGGCUGUGCUCAAACGAACUUGCAUCAUCAUCAUCAUCACAGACAAUUUCAUCUACUACAGGCCUGCUACAGAGGCAGAGGUUUGUGUAGAAUGUAUCAAGCUCAAUGAUGCCAAGUCCUUGCUUCGUAGGUCUGGUGGGGUGAAGUACAUGGCCUAUAGGAAAGGAAACCUUGAUCUUUCUGAAGACCAUCACAAACAUCUUCAGUGGGAAGAAGCCUGGAUGAGGAGCAUCAUGGACAACAAAGGUGAAAACAAACCGCCUAUGCCCACAGAAACUUCCAUCACUUCUCCUUUCUCAGGCAAGACCAAUGUUUCUAUCCAAGUUCAUCUUGAAGAAUCUGGCCCCGCACCAGCCAUCAAACGAGAAAGCUCCUUCUUUCGCCAGACUUUGCGUGAUGGCAUCCCUGGUGCUUGCAUUGACUUGGACAUGUCCCCUCCCAAGAAGGCAAGAAAGGUCCCAGAAUCCUUGCCCGCUAUCAAGGAGGAAACUCACGCAACCGCAACCAGACCAAUGAACUAUGGCCUCAUUGAUCUAGUGUCUGAAGAUGAGGAUGAACCUCCCACCAAUCCCCCCUUGGAGAUUGCAGGCAUGGAAAUGAUUGAGAAUGAAGAGGAUGUCUUCAACCAUGGUUAUGGUGUAGAUGGUGGCCGAAUCCUUGGAGUCACUAGUCAAGAUGAACCUGAAGGAAACAAAGUUGUCACACAGUCCUUGCUGAAAAUCUUGCCCCAGUACCCCAACAUUGAUCUCCUUGUCAUGGACCGAGCCUGCCACUACAUGCCAUCGGCUGUCAAGACACCAGGACUGGAGCAGCUGAAGUACUUUAGUUUGGACAGGUUCCACUCUUAUGGUCACACCAAGAAUUGCCCAUGCAACCCCCGAUCCAAGACCCGCCUCAAGAAACGCAUCAAGAACUUGAACACCUCCAUAGCUGAGCAAACCUUUUCUUGGUUUAGAGGAUACAGCAAAGUCUUGAAUGACAUGCGUCCCCUUCGGCAUCGAUUUGCAGUACUCUUGUUCUGCAAACAGCACAAUGAUCUGGUAGCUUGCGGUGACACGUACCACCUCAACCAGUACAAGGUCUACAAGGGCAAAGGAGCAACCAAACCGUAUGCUUGCAACAAAGUGAAGGGCAAGAAAACUAUGAAACCAGGAUCAAUGAAGGUCAUGAAAGCGAUGAAGGUUAUGAAGUCCAUGAAGGUGAUGAAAGUGAUGAAGUCCAUGAAGUGA
Cladocopium goreaui is the source of this 2121-nucleotide messenger RNA. NCBI's taxonomy places the organism in Eukaryota, Dinophyceae, Suessiales, Symbiodiniaceae. The record is from the annotation of a GenBank genome assembly.